This is a messenger RNA of Aspergillus oryzae RIB40, 531 nucleotides long. RefSeq lists its product as uncharacterized. The coding region runs from base 1 to 531 and encodes 176 amino acids. The transcript has a single exon. Lineage: Eukaryota; Fungi; Ascomycota; Eurotiomycetes; Eurotiales; Aspergillaceae. The record is from RefSeq and is a predicted model, not a curated record.
AUGAACCCUGCGCCAACUGUAUCCGACGAUCACUCACCUGUCAGUUUUCAGAGGCAAAUAGCAAAGUGCUCGUGUCUGAGAGGUUCGUCGUUUGCCAAGCCCCCGUCGGGUGGGCAAGAGGUAACGGGACGAGGGACUAGGUAUCUUCGUGAUUUGCAGAAGCAGGCCUACAACUGGCAACGUGCUUCAGGCGUCAAACGCUCGUGGGACUCGGCAUUUAAGAUUGGGGAUGAGGUCGACGAGGAGAGCACCGUCCAUGAUGACCAGGUCGCAGCAGAGGUUGUAGACCCACAAUCCCGGGGGUCGUCAGCAUCACAGGGGAGCGAGUUUACAUGCAACAUUUGGACAAGCCCUUUUACAUUACCCUCAACCGUCAUUAAGGACCCGCAUAAGGAACAGCGAAACUGGAGUUCGUCGGCCAUCCAUGUGUAUGAUGUUACCCAAGCUGACACAGGGAACAGUUUGGCUAGCCCCGACCUCGGCAUGGUCCCUCACAGCUCGACUGAUGGUCAUGAUGACCGAGAAGCUUGA